Molecule: messenger RNA, 450 nt
Organism: Dovyalis caffra
Lineage: Eukaryota; Viridiplantae; Streptophyta; Magnoliopsida; Malpighiales; Salicaceae
Source: the annotation of a GenBank genome assembly
AUGUCAGCUGGGUUAGCAAAAUGCUCUAAAAUCCGCCACAUAGUGAGGCUUCGCCAAAUGCUAAGACGUUGGCGCAACAAGGCACGUGUGUCGGCCAAUCGCAUACCAUCGGAUGUUCCAGCAGGACACGUGGCAGUCUGUGUAGGGACUAGUUGCAAGAGAUUUGUGGUGCGAGCGACGUACCUGAACCACCCCAUCUUUAAAAGCCUCCUAGUACAGGCCGAAGAAGAGUUCGGCUUCUCUAACCAAGGCCCAUUAGCGAUCCCAUGCGAUGAGACCGUUUUUGAGGAAGUGAUUCGAUACAUUUCACGGUCUGAGAAUGGAAAAUCCGGCCGGUUUGUGAAUCUUGAGGAUUUGCAGACAUACUGCCACGUUGGUGUUAAAAAUGCUAAGCUUGAUUUUUGGGCAGAUUCAAGACCUUUGCUUCAUGCUGAUAAGACAUUCUGGUAA